Rotaria sordida is the source of this 642-nucleotide messenger RNA. NCBI's taxonomy places the organism in Eukaryota, Metazoa, Rotifera, Eurotatoria, Philodinida, Philodinidae. The record is from the annotation of a GenBank genome assembly.
AUGGCCGAAUAUCUAGCUUCGAUUUUCGGCACUGAAAAAGAUAAAGUUAAUUGUUCAUUUUAUUUUAAAAUUGGCGCAUGCCGUCAUGGUGAACGAUGUUCACGUGUUCAUAAUAAACCGACCUUUAGUCAAACAAUCCUUUUAAAGAAUCUCUAUCUUAAUCCAAAUAAUAAUGCUAUUCCAAAAGCAGAAGGUGGUUUUGUUGAGCAGUAUGAAGAAAAUACUUAUACAGAUGAACAAGUUCAACAACAUUUCGAUGAAUUUUAUGAAGAAGUUUAUACUGAAGUUGAAGAUAAGUAUGGAGAAAUUGAAGCAAUGACUGUAUGUGACAAUCUUGGAGAACAUCUUGUUGGAAAUAUUUAUAUUAAAUUUCGUUAUGAACAAGAUGCAGAACGAGCUGUUGCUGAUCUUAAUACACGAUGGUUUGAUCGAAAACCAAUUUAUGCCGAACUAAGUCCAGUGACGGAUUUUAAAGAAGCAAGUUGUCGACAGUAUGAAUUAGGCGAGUGUAUGAGAAGUGGUUUUUGUAAUUUUAUGCAUAUUAAAACUUUAUCACCUGAAAUAAAAAAACGUCUUCGUGAACGUCGAAAACGGUCACGUUCACGUAGUCGUUCAUCAUCACAACGUAAUCGUCGUCGUUAA